This is a messenger RNA of Rotaria socialis, 2916 nucleotides long. The record is from the annotation of a GenBank genome assembly. Lineage: Eukaryota; Metazoa; Rotifera; Eurotatoria; Philodinida; Philodinidae.
AUGGAAAAAUAUUUAGAUUCAAAACUAUUUCCUACUCAAUUCGAUGUUAUUGAUGGUGAUUCAUAUGGAGAAAUGAAUCGUACUGAAUUAGAACAAGAUUAUUUUACUAAAUAUUUCAAUGAUAUUGAUGAUAACGACAUACAAUAUAUUGAACUUCAUUAUGAUCAACAACAACAACGAUUAUCACAACGAUUAAGUCAAUUAUCGAUGACUAACCAGAAUGAUGAUGAUAAUGAUGACGAUAAUUCAAUACCAAAAUAUCUACAAACUGAAUUGAUAAAAAUAACUUCUCCAUUAAAUCAAAAAGAUCGUCGUCAUAUGGCAUAUAUUCUCUAUGAAAUAGGACGUUAUGAAUAUUAUCAUAAUUUAUGGUCACUCUAUUUACAAGCUGGUCUAGGUCAAUUGUUUUCAGUGAGACAACAAGAACCAUUUUGGUUAAAUAAUGAAACAUUGAUUCGUCAACGGCUUCUUGAGUUUCAAACUAAAUUGGAUCAUUAUCGAGCAGAAUAUAAUUCAUUUAAAAUUGAUACAAAUACACAAAAUAUGAUUGAAAACCUUGUCAAUGAAUAUGGUUUAAUCGAAAUUCAUAUGGAAUCUGAAUAUACUAUUGCAUUAUUAUAUAAUAAAUAUCAUGAUCAUCAACUUCAAGUUCAAUAUCAAAAACAAACUUCAACACAGUAUCAAAUUGACAUUGGAAAACAAAUAUUGGAAACAAAUAUUCAAUUAAUAACAAUGAAACAUGAAUUGAUCUAUCAUCGAUUACAAUUACUUUAUGAUCAACCACCUCGAUCUUAUGAUAAAUUAGAAUUUCAUUUAUUACCAAUUGAUCUAUAUGAAAAAUUAUUACAACAAACUAAAACAAAAUUAAUGGCAUUACGUUUACUAUGUCUACAGACAAAUAUCUAUCAAUAUGAAACAAAAUUAAAAUUACAAAAAAAUGAAAUAAUAGUUGGUAAAACUAUGAAUGAAAUAUUAUUUCGUUUAAUCGAUCAACGUAUCGAAUUAAUACAUAAACAAAUGAAAUUAAAAUUAGAUUUUCAUACAAAUUAUAAUCUUCGUAGUCUAUUUUUUGAUGAUAGAAAUCGUAUAGGUUUUAUCAAUAAUUUAGAAAUAGAUAAAAAUAUAAUGAAAAAUAAAUAUUUCUCAAGAAAACAACUACAAUUAUUACGUCGUGGUCCAUCUUAUGUAGCGCCAUGUCAAUUACAAUUGAAAUUAUCAGAUCAACUUCUUGAAAAACAAUAUCAACCAUUACAACAACACUUAUUAGUCGAUCUCGUAAAAAAAUAUCCAAAUGAUAGAAAAUUAUUCAAUACAAUUGAACAGAAAACAAAAGAAGAGUUUUACAAAAUAUUUUCUUUAUCCAAUCGAAGUAUAUCACCAUCAAUGUUAGAACGUUCAUAUCAUGAACAAGAACUUAUUGGAACCAUACAACAAUGUCUUCAUGAACAUAAUCUUAUUCUACGGAGAACAACUCAUCAUACCAAUCAAUUCUAUUUAAUAGGUCAAGAUAGAUAUUAUGAACGAUGUCAAAAUUAUAUGAAACAACAUCAAGACGAUUAUGAACUUCUCUCUUCUAUCUCAAAUAUGGAGACAAUAGUUAAUCAACAUAUUCAUAAAAUUAAUAUGACAUUAAAAUUUUUGGAACAUGAACAUUAUAUAACUAAAGAUAUUUAUCAACAACUUUUUCUUCAACGUAAUGAUAUUCAAUUAAAGAAUGUUUAUUUUUUAUUUGAUAGAUCCUAUGUCAAACCAAUCUUUUCAAUGGAAUCAAAUGUAACAUCGAAAUUAUCGAAUUAUCUUGAUGAUUUACUUCGACCAACAAUUGAAGAUAUAUUAAAACAAUCUGUUGUUGAUCAAGAUUUCGAUUUUAUUCAAUGUCUUCAUCAUCAUCAAUGUUCUUCGAAACUUAAACCAACAACAUUAUUAGUAAGAAUUAAAAUUCAAAAUUUUUUUUCCUUAUUUCAACAUCAAUCUGUUGUUGAUCGAAUUGGUUAUCUAUUAGCAAAACAUCGUCAAAAUCAACCAAUUAAUCAUAUAUCAAUUGUUACUAUUGAACGUUUACUAGAAUUAUAUUUAAAAUAUACAUUAUUUAUUUUCGGAGAUUAUAUUUAUACUUUCAAUCAAGGUAUGCCAAAUGAAACUCGUUUCAGUACAUUAUUAUCUAAUUUAUGUUUAUAUUAUUGGAAAAUGAAAAAAUUUCAAGAUAAUCAACAAUUUCAAAAUGAAUUUCUUCUCCAAUAUAAUGAUGAAUUAUUUUUUACAUGGAAUCAAUCCAAAGAAAAUCUUCGUAUAUUUCUUCUCGAAUUAAAAGAAUUCUCUGAUGAUGAUAUUGAUAUGGACAUUGAAUAUGGUCAACAAAUUAACAUUCGAAAUAUUCAUUUAGAAAAUCGCCAUGGUCAAUUGUAUUCGACAAUGAAUACAUCAUCAGUGUUACUACCUUAUGUUACAGGUUAUCCAAAAGUAAAAUAUCAACAAUGGUUUCGUUCAACAUUAAUUCGUCUCAUACAAUUAUGUUCAGAUUAUCGAGAUUUUACUCGUCAACGAAUUCAGAUGGAAAUUCAUUGUUUAAUAUCAGGUUAUUCAAAUGAAUUUAUUGAAAGUGAAUUAGAAAAAUUCAAUCGUUAUUUUAAUGUUGAUAUCUAUCAAGUUCAAGUUAAUGAAUUAACAUAUCAACAACUUCGUUCAAAUUUAUUAAAGUUUCAACGAUGGCAAUCUCAAAAUUAUUCUUCUAUCAUUGAAUUCAAUUAUCUUUAUGAUUAUGGAGCGUAUCAUGAAUUUCAAAAAAAAUUUCAUACUAUUUGGUCAACAUAUACAAAUUCGCAUGCAACAUUAUCAUCGAAACAAACAAAAAUUCUUCUUAAUGCUAAACAUUUAUUUUCAUUAGAUAGUCUCUUAGCUCGAAAACGAGAAUCUUAA